Molecule: messenger RNA, 1386 nt
Organism: Lentinula edodes (shiitake mushroom)
Lineage: Eukaryota; Fungi; Basidiomycota; Agaricomycetes; Agaricales; Omphalotaceae
Product: phosphatase 2C-like domain-containing protein
Exons: 3
Coding region: 1-1386 (461 amino acids)
Biological process (GO): protein dephosphorylation
Molecular function (GO): protein serine/threonine phosphatase activity
Source: RefSeq, a predicted model, not a curated record
AUGUUCACUGCUUCCUCUCUAGACGAUCUAGACGCCAAUCUGGAACAUUUAGGGCGUUCUUUCCUCAACAAAUGUACUUUCACAAACGACACGAGCAUUGAUUAUGCACAAUUCCGUGGAACGCCAAACGAGGACCGCUUCGCGAUAUCAGAAGACUGGAGACUCAAUGAUCGUGUUUGGCAAUUUCUUGCAGUUUUCGAUGGUAAAUUAUACGCCGUCUGUCUGAAACCUAGUAGCUCAAGGACGGAUUUUAUAGGACAUGGUGGCUCAACGACGGCAGAUUACCUCGCGAAACACUUCCCCUCAAAUCUUAGAAGAUCCAUGGAGCGCUCUUUCUCAUCCUCCCCAGAGUCAGGAAUACCUCUGCUUUCGUCAACCUCACAGUCAUCGGCCGUACCACUCACAGCAAAGAACGUAUCAGAGUUCCUGAAACGUGAAGUUCAAUGGUUCGACGAAGAGUUGGGUCAUGCUGUUAAAGCGAUAUGUCCGCACCCAGAAAAUAUCAACGACGAUAAGGAAGCUUAUGCGCUCUAUGAGGCCCACAAGGAGGUUAUUGCUCGUGCCAGAUGCGGAUCCACAAUGGCCGGUAUUUUGGUAGAUAAAACGGAAAAUAAGAUGUGGGUGUGUUGUGUCGGAGAUUCUUCUGUCGUUCUAUCUACCAAAGCGUCUACCGGUAGCAAACGGACGACAGUUCUUGUGAAUGAUCAUCAUACAGGGCGGACACCACAGGAAUAUCAUCGUGUUUCCAUGGCGCAUCCGUCCCACGAAAGGGACAACAUCUGGCUCGACGGAGAAGAUCGCAUUUUUGGGACUCUCAGCAUGACUCGGGCCUUCGGCGAUUUUAUGUUCAAAUUUCCCACCUCCUUCACCACCGCGCUUUUUUCCAAAUUUCCGUCUUCUGCCAUGCGGUCCGUUGAAACUGUGCUCAGAUAUAAUUGGACGCCGCCAUAUGUGAUAUCAGACCCGUCUGUCAAAUUUGUUGAUUUAACGAUGUUCAGCAAAGACAUGGACCCUGUGGUGGUCAUCUACACGGAUGGCUUGGAGACACUUGCUAACGGACUAUUGAUGUCGUUGAAGAAGAAGAGUGUUUCGGACGCUACCAGUGGAACCCUGGAUGUAUUGCCAACCGCGGUAGACAUCAUAGGAACUCUCCUAGGUCGACGUCCGGAUCUUUCAAUGCCAUCAAUCACUCUCAGCGUUGAAAAUUUUCCCGAGAACAACGCAGCCUUCAACCUUACAUACGAAUUGCUCUGCAGGACAAUUUCCGAUAAACUCAGAUCGCACCUCAUGGCUGAAGAUAACGCUGUCAGUCCAAGUAUUGGCGACGAAGACUUGUACAUAGACGAUAUUACAGUAAUCGUUUUUCGGCCGUUCACCCAUCAGUAA